Molecule: messenger RNA, 1800 nt
Organism: Aspergillus piperis CBS 112811
Lineage: Eukaryota; Fungi; Ascomycota; Eurotiomycetes; Eurotiales; Aspergillaceae
Product: Zn(II)2Cys6 transcription factor
Exons: 4
Coding region: 1-1731 (576 amino acids)
Biological process (GO): positive regulation of transcription by RNA polymerase II
Cellular component (GO): nucleus
Molecular function (GO): zinc ion binding; transcription cis-regulatory region binding; DNA-binding transcription factor activity, RNA polymerase II-specific
Source: RefSeq, a predicted model, not a curated record
AUGGCCAAUGGCUGUCUAAGAUGCAAACAAAGGCGAAUCAAAUGCGAUGAAACGCUUCCUGUGUGUAUUCAAUGCACCCGUAAAGGUUUCGAAUGCCCGGGAUACAAACGUCCUUUGAAGUGGUCAUCCAAAUAUGAGGUGGGGAAAAGUGACAAUAAUAGCGCAGCACCGAAGUCUUCCGAGCGGGUGCUUCAGAGGACAGAGCCCAUUCAUUCAGUGGAACCCAACUUGUUCGAGUCCACAGUGUCGGACAGUACCACAUGUUUCCUGUCUAGGCAGACAGAUCUCCAUUCCGCGCAGGACGAGACUGCUGCUAGAUCAGACCCCGUAUUCAUCUCUGCGGCAAACUGUUUGCCGUCGAACGAUAUCUGGGCUCCUUCAAGUCUGCUGGGAUAUGAUUGUGGUGAUUCAUGGACAAGAACCUUUAUAGCGCAACGGACUUUGUCAACUCCACAAGACGAUGACACUGCACUUCUUUGGCAUUACUUCUCUAAUGUUUGUCCUGUCAACUCGUGCUUUGACUCACAAAAGAACUUCCUCCGCGUCGAAGUGGGAUCCCUGAUAAGCUCCCGACCUCUGAUUCACUACUGCGUGCUAUCAAUGUCCGCCGCUCAUCUGACAACAAAACAAAGGGAUAUGAUGACGAUAACACUGCGGCACCGGACAAGUGCACUCUCCUGCUUGAAGGCAAAACUCACAAAGGGGUUUCUGGUACAAGAAAUAAACAAUGGAUCACCGCUCGAUGAAAUUGCCGAGAUAUUACUUGGUAGCAUACUUUUGGGCAUGACAGAGGGGUGGCAUGAUCCAACUCAACUCGGAGUAACACAUCUCCAUGGUGCACGCAGCUUGUUCCAGAAAUGGAUUACCACCGUCCCAGCGCGCUGCCCCCGAACAAGAGACACAAUCACAGGGAUCAUGUCCUACUGGGAAGCAGUCGCUUCUUUUGUACACAGCCAGUCUCUGGACUCGAUUUCCUACCUGAUACCGUACAGUCUCGAGGACGAGAAGUGCACCAUCUACGUCAAUCCCUGGACAGGAAUCUGCACACCACUUUUCAUACAUCUGGCCCAAAUUGGUAUAUUGACAAAGCAGCGAUCUCUUGCCCGACAAUUGUCUGUAGGGUGGGGCCAUGUAGGCCCCGACAUGCUCGAGCAGGCUAGAGCAAUUGAAACUGCGCUCCUUUCCUACAAAAUCCUACCAACGGAUCGCAUAGAAGACACGGUUGAUUCCCGGACACCUGUCGACCACCUCCAACGAAUUGCACGCGUCUACCGGCUUGUAGGAUUACUUCAGCUCUAUAUGACCUUCCCCGAACUGCACGGAGGCCCUUCUGUGGAUACUAGUCUAACCCACAGUAUCUUGAACCUGGCCGCCAAUGUGCUUACCACCGUCGGGGUGCUUCCGCCAACAUCUGGAGUUUAUUGUGUCCUCACGCUUCCAUUAAUUAUCGCGGGUAGCGCUCUGCAACUUCCAUGUUUCUCGACCGAUGUCCCCGCAUCCAUACUGCAGCAGGAUACCUAUCUUUUCUGGAGGGAAUUCGUGCGCGAGCGCAUCAAGACCGUUCAGGAAAUUGUAGGACUCGCUGUUAUUGACCGCGCGCAGAAGAUUCUCGAUAGGGUGUGGUUUCUAGCCGACGUGAGAAGGGCCGCUGAGGGGCCUGGCCAGGAAUGGGAAUACAUCCAGUGGACCGAAGUGAUGAGCUCCGAGAAGCUGGAGUCGAUCUUUGGUUGAAUCUCCUAUGACACUAACCGGAUUGGGGAAAAUAGUGCGUCAACUAGAACAAAGAAUGCGAUUGGUCGG